Atta colombica is the source of this 1288-nucleotide messenger RNA. RefSeq names its product protein deglycase DJ-1-like. Gene Ontology annotation, cellular component: nucleus; cytosol. NCBI's taxonomy places the organism in Eukaryota, Metazoa, Arthropoda, Insecta, Hymenoptera, Formicidae. The coding region runs from base 116 to 715 and encodes 199 amino acids. Gene Ontology annotation, biological process: protein deglycation, glyoxal removal; guanine deglycation, glyoxal removal. Gene Ontology annotation, molecular function: protein deglycase activity. The transcript has 4 exons. The record is from RefSeq and is a predicted model, not a curated record.
UUGAACAGACUUCCCCGAAUACAACUUUUCUCGACUUCUCUUUCUCUCGAAUUCAUCAUCUUUACUCGAAUAAAAUAGAAGUUUGACGUUAUUCCGUAGAAUACGUAUAUACGUAAUGGCAAAUGUAAAGAACGAAGUGAAAACUGCAUUGGUGUUGCUCGCUGAUGGAACGGAGGAAAUGGAGGCUGUGAUAACUAUCGACGUUUUACGGCGCGCCGGAAUCACAGUUAUUGCAGCUGGUGUACAGGACAGCAAAUACGUGAAAUGCAGCCGCGACGUCAAGAUCUGCACAGAUGUUCCAUUUAGGGAUGCUCAGGAGAAGAGUUACGAUGUUGUUGUUUUGCCUGGUGGUCUCGGUGGAGCUAAGACAUUUACAUCUUCGGAGGAAGUUGGGAGAUUGUUACAAAAGCAGGACAAGGAGAACAAAUUAAUAGCAGCUAUCUGUGCAGCUCCUACAGCUUUAAAAAUGCAUAAUAUUGGCAAAGGAAAACGAAUCACCUCUUACCCAAGUAUGAAAAGAGAUCUGUGCGAUUACUAUGACUAUCAGGAUGAUAAGAACGUUGUAAUUGAUGGCAAUCUCAUAACUAGCCGAGGACCAGGAACGGCUUUUGAUUUCGGACUAACUAUUGUUGAGAUAUUAAUAAAUCUUAAAGAAGCUACGGAUGUCGCGAAUAAGUUACUAUAUAAAUACGAAAGCUGUAUAAAUGUUGUGUAAAUUUCUUCAGACACUUUGUAGUUAUGACUAUAAAGUGUUGGUGUGUAAGUUUGGUGCUUUCUAGCAAUAAAUAAAACACAGUGUUACUGUGUCGCACUAUGUACAGUCAUACACAUACUCUGUGCACAAUAUUGAAUGUUGCUUAGCUUUUUUAUUUCACCAUCACAGUGAAAUAAAAAGGUUUCGUACAUUUAUAUCCGAAUAUAUCCGAGUAUAAUCUUAAAACCUCUUAUUAGAGUAUCACUUUUAGAAAAAUAAGUGAUAAUAAAAUGUAAAAAUUUGAUAUUCGUGAAAUGAUAAUAAAAUAGUCGAACACAAUAUUUUAAUAGCGUAUGCUCGUAUCGAUUUGUUUGUAUCACAAUUGGAAAGUACAUAAUCGUACAUGUGUUGCCUGUGUUCAUUGCUAGAAAGCAGAAAAAUUUAUAUGCUCUAAACGCACAUACAAAUUAAAAAUGUAGUUGUUACAUUUAAAUAAGAAAUUAUAUGUAAUAUAUGUAAUAUAUACAAUUAUAUGUAAUAUAUGCAUGAUAUAAUUAAAUAUAUGUACUAAAUAAAAUGUACUAAAGCAAAACA